Molecule: messenger RNA, 2203 nt
Organism: Colias croceus (clouded yellow)
Lineage: Eukaryota; Metazoa; Arthropoda; Insecta; Lepidoptera; Pieridae
Product: zinc finger protein 25-like
Exons: 5
Coding region: 149-1933 (594 amino acids)
Biological process (GO): regulation of transcription by RNA polymerase II
Cellular component (GO): nucleus
Molecular function (GO): zinc ion binding; DNA-binding transcription factor activity, RNA polymerase II-specific; RNA polymerase II transcription regulatory region sequence-specific DNA binding
Source: RefSeq, a predicted model, not a curated record
AGCUUUGUUUAUGGGAGCCGGGGACUCAGAAAAAAUAUUUUUUAAAAGCUUUUUUUCGCGCAAUACUGAUAAAAGCAAUAAUAUUUAUCUAAGAAAUAAUGUUGAGUUGAAUCUUGUGCCCUUGUUUUGUUAAGUAAAUGUGUUUAAUAUGGCGCUAAUAAAAAAUAACGGCCCAUUAAUUGACCCAGCGCUUUGUCGGUGUUGUAGGGCUAUAAAAAAAUGUAGAAUAUUAACAGCUGAAUAUACUUGGAUGGAAAAGAAAGAGGUCUACGCGGAUAUGGUUAUGGAUUGCUUCGGUAUUUUACUAUCACAUGUAGACGGUGAGGACAAAGACUCUGGUGUGUGUGCGACCUGCGUGGUGCGGCUACGAGACGCGUGUGCGUUCAGACAGCAAGUGUUGCAGUGCGAAGAGCUGUUCUUGAGCGCUAAAUUGGAGGAUAAGGAAGAAUUAAAGAAAACCGACGGUGCCGUGGAGUUUGAGCUGAAAACGGAGCCAAAGGACGACUGCAGCGAGCACAAUUCAGAUGUUGAACAGGAUAUUAUACGGUUACCGCCUUUGCCAAGUGAUAUACCAGAAGAAGUGAAACCGCCAAAGAAAGAAGACGAAGAUAAAGCGAAAGCGGAAAACAACGAUAUAGCUAAAAUUAACGAUUCCCUCGACGAUGAUUAUAACGACGCAGACUACAAUGAUGAUGCCAACUUUACCGAUUCGUCGUCAAAUUCCGAUAAACCGAUAAAGAGGCCGAAGAAAAUGGCGCGUAAGACGAAAACCAGUAAGUCAGGGACGAAGAAAAAAGUGCAAAAGAAAAUGAAGGUUAAAAAGAAAGAAUCAAAGAAGCUGGAACAGAAGAAACCGCCAAUAGAGAAGAAAAACACGCACGACCGAGACCUCGACUGUAUGUCCGAAGAAAAUCUCCUCACGAUCAUACAAUAUUCCUACGUUUGCCCCUUCAAGAACAGACGAAACAACUACUACUGCUUCUAUUGCAAAGAUUACUACCCAAAACCGGAGGAUUUACGAGAUCAUACAGUCUCCCAUGACACAAAACCGUUCCAACUCCUUAUGGGAUACAAGAAAAUGCCGAAAAUUGACAUAACAAGAAUCGACUGUCGACUCUGUCCAGCGAAAAUCAACGAUUUGGAAACAUUCAAGCGACAUAUUGACCAAGAUCACGGGAAGAAGAUAUACUUUGAAGCCCCGGAUAAAAUGUUGUUAUACAGACUGACGUGGAACGAUCUAGUUUGUGUUAUGUGCAGUGAUGUGUUCGAAGACUUUAAUACCCUAAAUACGCAUAUGGUCGAACAUUUUAGUAACUUCACGUGUGAUAUCUGCGGUAUGUGCUUUCUAGAAAAAGCUAGAUUGGACGCUCAUCUCAAACGGCAUAAAGACGAUGAGAGGCAUACUUGUGAAGUCUGCGGUAAAGUGUUCAAGUCGAAUCACUAUAAGGACAUGCACGUGGACAUAGUGCAUAAGAAGAUUGCUAUAAUUCGAUGUCCGCGUUGCGACGAAUGCUUCAUGUCGUACGCGCUGAAGAAUAAACAUUUAACAGAAGCGCACGGCCAGAAAAGAACGUAUCCGUGCAAUUUGUGUGAUAAAGUGUAUAAUAGACAGAAAACGUUAACGGAACAUCAAAGGAGGAAUCAUCAAAAAGUGUUAAAACAUCAGUGCGAAUAUUGUGAUCAGAGGUUUUAUUUGCCAUCUCGGUUAAAAGAGCACAUGGCAACACAUACAGGGGAGAGGAAUUUUAGAUGUGAAUAUUGUGAUAAGAGUUAUCCAAGAUUGAAGAGUCUGCAGUAUCAUAUAAGGACGCAUACAAAUGAUAGGAGGUAUAGAUGCCAUAUAUGCGGACAGGCGUUCAUACAAAAUGCUAGUUUGAAGUCACAUAUAAAGAGUCAUCAUCCGGAGUGUGAUAUUGAGGGGUGUUAUUUUUGAAGUGAUUCAGGUUUUUGACGGAUUUUAAACGCGAUUUAUUUGAGAGACAUUUAUUUAUAUUAGACAUUAUUGACUAUGUUCUGUUCAUGUUCACUCUGGCAAGUCUAGUGUUCAAAUAUAUCAUAUAGUGCAUUGGGGGAAUUUCGGAUGAGGUUUAAUUUCAGAAAAUUGUGAAUACCACUUCAGAGCAUCCCAUUAUCGUAUCGCGAAGGAAGGGCAUGAAGAUAUACAGUGUGUAAUCGUUAAGUGUGCACAGGCGAUUUUUCCGUA